Messenger RNA from Apodemus sylvaticus (European woodmouse), 2146 nucleotides. RefSeq names its product TAP binding protein like (gene Tapbpl). The transcript is spliced from 7 exons. Bases 281 to 1633 code for a protein of 450 amino acids. The record is from RefSeq and is a predicted model, not a curated record. NCBI's taxonomy places the organism in Eukaryota, Metazoa, Chordata, Mammalia, Rodentia, Muridae.
AGCUGAUGUGGUGAUCAGGUUUUGAAACCACCUGGGGAUUUCUUGGGUGCGGGGUGGACAGAAGGGAGAGCGGGGAGCAGGGUUCUGGAGGCUGCAGUUCCUGGCCUUGGGCCACAGAGGCAGUUGAAGUGAAAGUGAAAGAGAAACGGAUAAGAGGACAACAGAGAGCACAGGUGCUAAGUGAGGGUGCUCAGAGAACCCCCUCUUCGGCCAGAGGUCCUUAGCCGGGGAGCUGUGGAGAAGCCGCCAGCCAGCGAGGAAGCCAGUGAGAGAAGCCUCCAUGGGCUCGGAGCCCAGCUGGUGGCUGCUGCUCUGGUUGGCUGUCUCUGGGGCGGCAGGGACCGACCCUCCCACAGCGCCCCCCACAGGAGAAAGACGGUGGCAGCCCACCGACAUCGUCUUAGACUGCUUCUUGGUGACAGAAGACAGGCAUCGAGGGGCUUUUGCCAGCAGUGGGGACAGGGAGAGGGCCCUGCUUGUGCUGAAGCAGGUACCCGUGCUAGAUGACGGUUCCCUGGAAGGCAUCACCGAUUUCCAAGCGAGCACAGAGACCAAACAUGAUUCACCAGUUAUCUUCGAGGCCUCAGUGGACCUGGUACAGAUUCCCCAGGCAGAGGCUUUGCUCCAUGCGGACUGCAGUGGGAAGGCGGUGAGCUGUGAGAUCUCCCAGUAUUUCCUCCAGGCCAGACAAGAGGCCACUUUUGAGAAGGCACAUUGGUUCAUCAGCAAUGUGCAGGUAUCUAGAGGUGGGCCCAGUGUCUCCAUGGUGAUGAAGACUCUAAGAGAUGCAGAAGCUGGAGCUGUCUGGCACCCUACGCUGAACCUACCCCUGAGCCCCCAGGGUACAGUGAAGACUGAAGUGGAGUUCCAGGUGACAUCAGAGACCCAAACCCUGAAUCACCUGCUGGGGUCCUCUGUCUCCCUGCACUGCAGUUUCUCCAUGGCACCAGGCCUGGACCUCACGGCUGUGGAGUGGCGGCUGCAGCAUCAAGGCAGUGGUCAGCUGAUAUAUAGCUGGAAGACAGGGCAGGGGCUGGCUAAACGCAAAGGUGCUACACUGGAGCCUGAGGAGCUCCUCAUGGCCGGAAAUGCCUCUCUCACCUUACCCAACCUCACUCUAAAGGAUGAGGGAAACUACAUCUGCCAGGUCUCAACCUCUCUGUACCAAGCUCAACAGAUCACGCCACUAAACGUCCUCGCUCCCCCCAAAGUACAACUGAACUUGGCAAACAAGGAUCCACUGCCUUCCCUGGUCUGCAGCAUUGCUGGCUACUAUCCUCUGGAUGUGGCAGUGACAUGGAUUCGAGAGGAGCUGGGUGGAAUUCCAGCCCAAGUCUCUGGUGCUUCCUUCUCCAGCCUCAGGCAGAGCAUGAUGGGAACCUACAGCAUUUCUUCCACAGUGAUGGCCGAGCCAGGCCCCACAGGUGCCACUUACAUCUGCCAAGUUGCCCACGUCUCCCUGGAGGAGCCCCUGACAGUCAGCAUGAGGGUUUUGCCAAUCACAGAGCAGAGCGGAGCCUUCGGAGUCAUCUUUGCCAGCAUUAUGUUCCUUUCUAUGCUGCUGUUUCUAGGAAUUCACAGACAGCAAGCUUCUUCGCCAAGGUCCACCAAGACUAUGAGGCACUCAGGGUAGCCUCUAGCCUGCCUGAGUACAAAGUAAAGGACCCCGUGUGGAGCUGUGGAGCUGAGACAGGCCUGAAGGCGGCAGCACAUUGAUAGUGAGGUACUGGCCCUGGUCUAUUCAAGUCUCUGCUUGCAGUACUAUUGAGAAGAGAACCCUGGACUGGUGAAAAGGGACGGACACCAGGAGGGCAGAAUUAUCAAAGCGGAGGCUAACGCCAUCUAUGUAAGGUGUUAAGAAAUCAGGGUGGGGUGGAGUGACCACAGGGGAGGGUUACCUAGAAAGGGCUCUCCUUUCUUAAAGGAGAAGGGGAAAGAGGAUCGGGGUGGAGUGGGUUCUUCAUGAAGAGGUACUAGAAGGAUAGAGGGAGCUGAUAUUGGAAUGUAAAAUGAAUAAACUAAAAAAAAAAAUCAAAUAUAAAACAUUCUCUUGAAAAAGGAUCAAAGAAGGGGCAAGUGAGGGGUGAGGAGCCUGUUACCACUCAUGAACGCUAAUGUCAAAAUAAAAGCGUGUGGCUUCCACAGA